Messenger RNA from Drosophila elegans, 715 nucleotides. RefSeq lists its product as uncharacterized. NCBI's taxonomy places the organism in Eukaryota, Metazoa, Arthropoda, Insecta, Diptera, Drosophilidae. The transcript has 3 exons. The record is from RefSeq and is a predicted model, not a curated record. The coding region runs from base 93 to 665 and encodes 190 amino acids.
UUGUAUUUGUGUCUUUGGAAACAGAGUCAACAUAAGCUGCUUAAAUUUAAAGUGAAAUUUCUACCUAAUCCAUCUAACUCCUCGUUGGAAGAAUGCUCAAUGAGCUUUCCUACACCAAGCUUAAGCUGCUAUUCAUCAAUGUCUUUGCCAUGCUGCACAGUGCCACUUAUUUAAAUGUAUAUCGUUUAUAUGCAGACUUGAAAAACGUAAAAACUGGCGUGGAUAGCUCUAACGAGGAGAUAUGGAUCAGGGAGAUCUUCAUCUUUCUUAUCAGUGGACUCAUUGUGGUGCGCUUUUUCCUGUGUUUUGUCGGUUUGGCUUCGAAUAUUGUGGCCAUAUACCCCAUUCUAACCAACUCCCAGGCUGAGCUGCUUAUGCCCACCAUCAUAGUGCAGGCCAUCGACAAUGUCAUCCUAAAUCUCUACGAGAUUAUUUUGGGCUAUGGUUGUUUGUGCUAUCUGUAUCCUGAUAGUACGGCAGUAUUUAUCUUCUUCCUUAUUAAAAUGGCAGUCAAGAUCGGCGGCAGCAUCUCGGCCUUGAAUAUUUAUUCGGAUCAACACAAUCACUUGGCCACUCUAAUCACCUUCAACGAGGAAUUGCACAGUUUGGGACCAGACAGUGUGGAUGAAGUGGAAUUGACUAACCAAAAUUUAAAUCCAUCUUAGCUUUGUGUAUAACUUAUACACAUUCCCAAUAGAAUCGAAUCAAAUAUUAA